AUGUCCGACUCCCAUUCUCAUUCCCACGACCAUUCUCAUUCUCACACUCACGACCACGACCACGACCACGGCCACGACCAUUCGCACCAUGAAGUUCCAGCUCAUCUCUUCCAAGCAACAUCCUCCACCGACCAACCCCCAGAUGGCUGGCGCGAGAGCGGUGUCCGGGUGAUCCCCGCCAACGGCCUGGACACAAACACCUCCCAGACACCGGGCAUGAACCGUGCCGCCGCCAUCACCACCGCCCGCGUCGGAGCGCAGAAGCUAUGGGCCGGCACGGUCAAGAUUCACGCGAACGCCAAAACGGGCGCCCACCACCACGGCCACCUGGAGAGUGUGAUCUACGUCGUGAAGGGAAAGGCACGGAUGCGAUGGGGCGACCGGCUCCAAUUCACGGCCGAGGCGGGUCCGGGCGAUUUCAUCUAUGUGCCUCCUUACGUGCCGCAUCAGGAAAUCAACGCCAAGGAGGACGAGGACCUGGAGUGUGUGUUGAUGCGGAGUGAUGGGGAGGCCAUUGCUGUCAAUUUGCCGGAUGUCGUGCCUGUAGAGGAUCCGGAGGGCGUGAAAUGGAUUGAUCCUACGCAUCCGACGGGAGGGGUUUAA
Capronia coronata CBS 617.96 is the source of this 603-nucleotide messenger RNA. RefSeq lists its product as uncharacterized. The record is from RefSeq and is a predicted model, not a curated record. Lineage: Eukaryota; Fungi; Ascomycota; Eurotiomycetes; Chaetothyriales; Herpotrichiellaceae. The transcript has a single exon. Bases 1 to 603 code for a protein of 200 amino acids.